Impatiens glandulifera is the source of this 2484-nucleotide messenger RNA. Its product is annotated as casein kinase 1-like protein HD16. Gene Ontology annotation, cellular component: nucleus; cytoplasm. Lineage: Eukaryota; Viridiplantae; Streptophyta; Magnoliopsida; Ericales; Balsaminaceae. The transcript has 16 exons. Gene Ontology annotation, molecular function: ATP binding; protein serine/threonine kinase activity. Bases 122 to 2200 code for a protein of 692 amino acids. Gene Ontology annotation, biological process: peptidyl-serine phosphorylation; endocytosis; signal transduction. The record is from RefSeq and is a predicted model, not a curated record.
GAAGAUUGUUGCCGUCGGUUCAUAAUGUCUAGGGUUUCAGAAAUUUGGUGAAGGGGGAAAGAAAUAUAAUGGUUCAUUCACAAAUAGAUUAUUAUUAUUCAAUAUAUUUUAUGGCAAAACAAUGCUCCCUGACCGUGCUUCCUUAGAUCCGCGACGUCGCAAGAAAUCGGAGCCCUUGGUUGUUGGCAAUUACGUCAAGACUCGGGCGGCGGUAGCUAGGGCGGCUGCCGAAGCUAAGGCCGAGGCGGAUGCGGUUGCGGUUGCGGUUGUGCACGGAGUGAAGCGACGUCAAGUUGGGAGGUUACCUGCGACUAAGAAGCCCAAGGAGCCAGAGGUGAUCGUGAUCUCGGAAAAUAAUCGAUUCGAACAGGGAGGAGCAAAAGAAGAAGAUAAAGCGGUAAAGCCCGAGACCAUGGGAGACGAGAGUGGUGGUUUGAGUGCUAAUAAGGCAACUGGGAAGGAAGAAGAGGGCAAUACCACGCCUUUCCCUGAUCGGGUUCAAGUAGGAGGUUCACCGAUAUAUAAGGUUGAGAGGAAAUUGGGGAAAGGUGGUUUCGGUCAGGUAUUUGUUGGUCGUCGUAUGUCUGCAGGUUCAGGACCGGUUGAGGUGGCAUUGAAAUUUGAGCAUAGAAAUAGCAAGGGCUGUAGUUAUGGCCCUCCAUACGAGUGGCAAGUGUACAACACUCUUGGAGGUAGUCAUGGAGUUCCUAGAGUACAUUUUAAAGGGAAGCAAGGGGACUAUUAUGUGAUGGUUAUGGACAUUCUCGGCCCUAGCUUGUGGGAUGUAUGGAAUACUUCAGGACAAGCGAUGUCAACAGAAAUGGUUGCAUGUAUUGCAGUUGAGUCAUUAUCCAUCCUAGAGAAGAUACAUGCAAAAGGUUAUGUGCACGGAGAUGUAAAGCCAGAGAAUUUCUUGCUUGGCCAGCCAUCAACCGCCCAAGAGAAGAAGUUGUUUCUUGUUGAUCUUGGAUUAGCAACUAAGUGGAGAGACAGCACUAGUGGGAAUCAUGUUAGCUACGACCAACGUCCUGAUCUGUUUAGGGGAACUGUUCGGUAUGCUAGUGCACAUGCUCAUUUGGGAAGAACAGCCAGCAGGCGAGAUGACCUAGAAUCACUUGCAUAUACACUUAUUUUUCUUCACAGAGGCAGGUUGCCAUGGCAAGGAUUUCAGGGUGAUAACAAGUCAUUUCUAGUGUGCAAGAAAAAGAUGGCCACAUCUCCUGAAAUGAUGUGCUGCUUCUGCCCUGCGCCAAUUAGGCAUCUUCUUGAGUAUGUGGUGAACAUGAAAUUCGACGAAGAGCCCAACUACUCUGUGAUGAUCGGAAUGUUUCAUUCUCUAAUUGCACCAAAUCCUGCUGUACGACCUAUCAACACUGAUGGUGCACAAAAGGUUAUCGCUCAUGUUGGUCAAAAACGAAGUAGAAUCAUUGAACCAGAAGAUGAUUCUGCUAGGAAGAGGGUUCGCUUGGGGGUACCUGCUACCCAGUGGAUAUCAGUUUAUAAUGCCAGACCACCUAUGAAACAGAGGUAUCACUACAAUGUGGCUGAUGAAAGAUUAGCCCAGCAUGUGGAAAAAGGAAACACAGAUGGUCUACUCAUUAGCUGUGUGGCAUCUUGUUCCAGUCUGUGGGCUCUUAUUAUGGACGCUGGAACUGGUUUUAGGUCCCAGGUGUAUCAGCUCUCACGUUUCUUUUUGCAGAAGGAAUGGAUCAUGGAACAAUGGGAGAAGAAUUUUUACAUUAGUUCCAUUGCAGGUUCCACUAGUGGAGGCUCCCUUGUGGUUAUGUCUAAAGGCACUCCAUAUUCUCAACAGUCCUACAAAGUAGGCGACUCCUUUCCAUUCAAGUGGAUAAGCAAGAAAUGGAAAGAAGGUUUUCAUGUCACCUCCAUGGCAACUGCUGAUAGUAAGUGGGCUGUUGUUAUGUCUCGAAAUGCAGGCUUCAGUAGUCAGGUGGUUGAACUGGAUUUUCUAUAUCCAAGUGAGGGCAUCCACAAAAGAUGGGAUAACGGUUUUAGAAUUACAUCAGCAGCCGCCACAUCUGAUCAAACUGCUCUUAUACUGAGUGUUCCCAGACGCAGGCCCUCCGAUGAAACUCAGGAGACUCUCCGAACAACUCAGUUCCCAAGCACACAUGUAAAGGAGAAAUGGGAGAAGAAUCUUUAUCUGUCAUGCAUUUGCUAUGGAAGGACCGUCUCUUAACUAAUUGUCCUCCUAUUUAUCCUCUCCGAACAUUUUACAUGUUACCCCUUUUGUGUCGUAUACAUUUGCAAAAAGGAAGAAUGGUUUAUCUGACUUCCAGUUGCAUUCUAUCUUAAGUUUCUGGCAAUAAUGAAAGUGUAGAGGAAAAUUACUAUUUAAGUUUUAAAACAAACUGCCUGCCAAAACAAUGUAACUUUAUGUUUUCAAGAUCUUCCCAAGUUUUUGGAUUUUGUGAACACUUGUACUACAUUAUUAUAAAUGUUCUUUCCAUAUUCUUCCAGCAA